ACGACCUUUCUCUCGCAGCCUCUCUCGCUCUCCACCCCGCUCUCCCCCCUUCUCCGCUACUCCCGUUGAGCAUCAUGUUCUCCGUCCGUCUCGCCCGCGUCGGCCUCCGUGCCUCCGCCCAGCAGUUCACCGUGCCUCGCACUGCCGCCCUCAACGGUCUGCGCACCUAUGCCACCCCGGCCCAGGAGAUCAAGCCCCCGGUUUCCCUCUUCGGCGUUGACGGCACCUAUGCCACUGCUCUGUACACCGCCUCUGCCAAGUCCGCCGCUCUGGAGCAGACCUCCAAGGCCCUGGCCAACCUGGGCCAGACCCUCAAGGCCGACCGCAAGCUGACCGAGAUCCUGAACGCCCCGACCCUGACCGUGGCCGACAAGCAGCAGAUCAUCGCGGAGCUGCAGAAGGUGGCCGGCGGCGCCGACAAGGCCGAGAUCCUCAAGAACUUCUUGGCCACUCUGGCCGAGAACAACCGCCUGGGUCUGCUGGAGGGUGUCUGCGAGAAGUUCGCGACCCUCAUGGGUGCUCACCGCGGUGAGAUCGAGCUGAACAUCACCAGCGCUCAGGAACUCGACACCAAGACCCUCAACCGUCUCGAGAAGGCCGUCUCCAAGUCCGAGUUCAGCCAGGGCAAGAAGCUCAAGGUUGUCUCCAAGGUCAACCCCGACCUCAUCGGUGGCCUGGUUGUCGAAAUCGGUGACCGCACCAUCGACCUGAGCGUCUCCUCCAAGAUCGCCAAGCUCAACAAGGCCCUCACCGACGCUUUGUAAAUGGUUUUUACUUUUUACCUUCCCAAGAAAGAAAGAACAUGAUUUCUUAUCGGGUGUUUAGUCGAUAGAAAGUUAUUAUGAAUGACUUUCCAUCAGUAUAAACAUAUCUUAUAUCCAUCCCACCGCCCCCCCCCCCAAACCCCCUACUAACCUCCGGCACCUCUGUCUAUCUACUCCGUCGCGAAUGUAUCCUAUCUAAAUCAACUAUGCUACCG
Molecule: messenger RNA, 979 nt
Organism: Aspergillus homomorphus CBS 101889
Lineage: Eukaryota; Fungi; Ascomycota; Eurotiomycetes; Eurotiales; Aspergillaceae
Product: F1F0 ATP synthase subunit 5
Exons: 4
Coding region: 75-764 (229 amino acids)
Biological process (GO): proton motive force-driven mitochondrial ATP synthesis
Cellular component (GO): membrane
Molecular function (GO): proton-transporting ATP synthase activity, rotational mechanism
Source: RefSeq, a predicted model, not a curated record